Molecule: messenger RNA, 1655 nt
Organism: Pisolithus orientalis
Lineage: Eukaryota; Fungi; Basidiomycota; Agaricomycetes; Boletales; Pisolithaceae
Exons: 3
Coding region: 1-1548 (515 amino acids)
Biological process (GO): anatomical structure morphogenesis; cell differentiation; regulation of DNA-templated transcription
Molecular function (GO): RNA polymerase II cis-regulatory region sequence-specific DNA binding; DNA-binding transcription factor activity, RNA polymerase II-specific
Source: RefSeq, a predicted model, not a curated record
AUGCCCGCUCUACGCACUCGCGAUACCCAGUCUCAAUCACUUGAGGUGAUUACAGACUCCCUUGCACCACCGGCCUUGGCCAUCAUCUCACCGACGCCGCGCGCUCAUUCCUUUCCUCUUCAUCAUCCAAAUGACACCACUCCUUCACCUGCCCAAUCACCAUUCGAGCCAGAUCUCAGGAAGCUCACGCUCACCCCCCCGUCGUCGUCCCUCGUUCGGUCGUUCUCCCCUGUCUCACCCGCCUCCUCUUCCUCCUCCACGUCCGUCUUCUCGACCACCCUCUCGUCCGCAGCCGCAUCCACACCCUCGUCGCACAAACGCCGCAAGUCCUCCACGUGCAGCGACAUCGAUCGCAGGCCUAAAAAGGGCGACGAGGACUACAUCAAACGCCCCGAAAACGCGUUCAUUCUCUUCCGCCGCAAAUGCUGCGAAGAUCGUCAACAGGGGGAGGCCUCCGCACCCGCCGACGGUCCUACCAAGAAGCAGCGCCAAGCUGACCUGUCCAAAACCAUCAGUCAACAAUGGAAAGCUCUUUCUCCCGAAGAACGUCUCUACUGGGAGGAACUGGCGAAGGCAAAGAAAAAGGAGCACGAACAGAUGUACCCCAAUUACGUCUAUCGUCCCCAGAGGUCAAAGGACAAGAAGGGAAAGAAGGGGAAACGCGGCGAGUUGGAGCACGAGCAGGAUUCAGAACACACAAUCUCCUUUGUUUUACCGAUGACGAUGCCAACGACCUCCAAGCACGGUCGCUCUGUCUCGGCACCUACCCCACCCCCGUGCCAGACAAUCCAGAUCCCAUCCGUGUACAUGCCGUCUUGUCCCACUUCUCCAUCGCUCGUACCGAUGAUUAGUCGGCGAUCGUCCCACCCAGAUCAUGCUCAGUGUGACUUUGCUACGUCGCACCAGCAGUACUCUCGACAUGAUACGUUCGCUGCAGUUGAUGCCAAUGGUUUCUUCCACGGGAUGUUCGACGAUCCGUCCGCCCUACAUCCGUUGUCGAUCCCCUCAGACAUGUCGAUGUUUCAGUCCAACGUAUCGCCUUCCUCAUCGAUCGCUUCGGAUUCGCCCUGUCCACCCUCGCCAGAUGCAGAUCCUUUCACCCCUAUUCACUGCAUGCAAUCGAGUUUGUCAUACCCCGUGCCAUCCUCGACCCCACCGACUCUUCCUGAUGCACAGAUCAAUGACGUCCCAUUAGUAGGAGGACCGCUCGAUAGCAUGUCGUUUGGAUAUGCUCCGCCAUCAUUCGCAUCAUGGGAGGGAGGAUCCAACUGGGAAAGUCAGCACGAUCUUCUGACAGGCGACGAGUUCGACAUGAACGCGAUUCCUCCGAUUGAGCUUGGUAUCCCCGGUUGCGGUGGCAACACGACGGCGCCCACCCCCCCUUCGACAGCGAUGGCAUUCGAUGCAAUGUAUACACCUGGAUCGUCGCCGAUGGGUAUGGACGUGUGUGCAAGCCACUAUUCCGUAGGGGACGCGCAUGCCGAUCCUGAAGCGUUUGAGCAGCUUUUCGAUUUCGAAAGCAUGCUUGCCGUUCAGCAGGGGUAUUGAUUAUAUUCGCCAAUGCAUGCGGGCGUGUCUAUUGGCUGGCUACUGACGGGGACAAACGGACGGACGUUGAUCAUUCAUGGACUGAUUUGUACCAUCUCAUACCAUCU